UCUAUUGUCUUUCAUGGAUUACUUCAAGAUUCUCCCCCUGGAGAUCAAAUUAGACAUCUUAACCCGCUUACCAACCGAAUCGGCCCUUGAAUGUAAAUCAGUAUGCACUAAUCGGAGAUCUGUUGUUGGUCAUCCAUCAUUUUCUAAGAUACACUUUCAUCAUCAUCUCACUCAUCAUCUUGCUGCUGAAUCUGGUGAGUUGGGUUUUCUUGUUUUGACUCGCAGGCGAUUACACUAUUUCGAAUAUAAUCAGAAUCAUGAUCAGUCAAAAAAUCCCAUUCAGAGUAUUACAAGAAUUAAUUUUACCCCUCCUUUUAAGCAUUUUAGGUUUGUUGGUUCCAUUAAUGGGUUGGUUUGUCUUCUCGACAACACUUACAACAGACCCAGAUCUGUUUGGAUUUGUAACCCUAUCACCAGAGAAUGUCUUAUGCUUCCGGAAAUCAAAAGAGAUUGUGAUUCCGAUGGGUAUAGUUAUGACGAGACCAGCUUUGGUUAUGUUUCUUCAACCAAUGAAUACAAAAUUGUUAGGUUUUAUGAGUUGGAGACCAGUUUAGAAGUCCAUAUAUACACUCUCGGAAGUGGUGAUGGAUGGAGAAACCUUGGAGAGUUCAAUUAUGGAUCUGAAAGUCUAUAUUUGGAACAUGGGGUUUUCUUUGCCAAUGAAACUCUUUAUUGGCUGGACGAUGAAUUAGAAAUGAUUGGUACCUUCGACAUGGCGGAGGAAAAGUUUUGUCAACAUCUUGCACCACCUCCUUUGCCACCAGACACUAAUUGGAUACUCCAAUAUACUAAUAAUUUAGGGGGUUUUGAUGGGUUUUUGUUUUUUGCUCUUAAGGACAAAGUUGACGGAUUUAAUGACAUAUGGCUACUCAAAAAGAAGAAUCAUAAUCCUGACAAGGAAGAGGGAGAGGAACAUCAGUCAUUGGGUUGGAGGAAAGAGUUUAGGAUUGAUGGUAUGAAGUCAAUGGACUUGUUAGCCGUUAGGAAGAGUGAUGGUGUUUUAACCAACAGUGAUGAUUACAUCAACAUUUACGACACAAAAACUUCAACCUGUAAAAGCCUUGUGAAGUUUUGGAGUUGCAUUGCACAAGUAUCUCCUCACAAGAACACCUUAGUUUCAUUCAAAGAAUUGGGGGAAAAAGAUAUUAAAGUGAUGGAGUCGGCUGAAAUUGAGGAGACAAAAAGCAGCGAGCAGCUACAGGAGGAUGCGGACGCUGAAUACAUUUACCUAUAAAAACUGGAUAGAAACAUCCAGCACCAUGGGUCCAUCCUAUAGGAAUGGCAAUAGUUGUACCUUUCGGCGACGUGUUGAUGGCGCAUUGGGAGCAGUAAAUUUGUGAACUGUUGUUUGUCAUCUCAUUUCCUGGUUUGCCUUCUGCCGUGACAAAUUCUGUUGGUACAAGGCUUAUCUUUUCUCAUGCUAAUCAAAUGCGUAAUUGAGAGUCUGCCUGUGUAUUUUGUCC
Molecule: messenger RNA, 1463 nt
Organism: Papaver somniferum (opium poppy)
Lineage: Eukaryota; Viridiplantae; Streptophyta; Magnoliopsida; Ranunculales; Papaveraceae
Product: F-box protein At3g07870-like
Exons: 3
Coding region: 14-1234 (406 amino acids)
Molecular function (GO): protein binding
Source: RefSeq, a predicted model, not a curated record